Molecule: messenger RNA, 2913 nt
Organism: Aspergillus niger
Lineage: Eukaryota; Fungi; Ascomycota; Eurotiomycetes; Eurotiales; Aspergillaceae
Exons: 2
Coding region: 1-2913 (970 amino acids)
Biological process (GO): endocytosis; exocytosis; piecemeal microautophagy of the nucleus
Cellular component (GO): plasma membrane; cytosol; perinuclear endoplasmic reticulum
Molecular function (GO): sterol binding
Source: RefSeq, a predicted model, not a curated record
AUGGCGGCCAUGGAGGAGCUGGAGAUCCACAGCAAGUCCUACUUUGUCCGCUGGGUAUCGGUCAAGCCCGCCCACACCAUCUCCUGGAGUAUCCAACCGCACAAGAAGUCCAUCAACUUUGGCAUCUUCAAACAUCCCGGCCAUUCGGCCGUUCUGGGCUCCAACACCAACUUACCAGCCACCGAUUCCCCCAAUGCCGAUUCCAACGAGAACCUGCCAGCGACCGCUAGCGCUGCGGCCUCGCGACCCAAUGCCUCCGUCAUUGAGAAGCUGACAGGAAUUGGCCUCAAGCAGAUCCAAUGGAUCGGCAAAUGCGAGGCUGAACGCAUCUUCCGCGGUACCUACGACGUACCCGCCAAUGAAGGCGGGAAUUACGCCCUGGUCUUUGACAAUACCUUCUCCAAGCAACUCUCCAAAACCGUCACUCUCGCCCUGCUCACCUACCCAACCGCCCUCCCACCGCAGUCGGUCCCCGUCCCUCAUGCCUCCAGCCAUCCCAUACGCUCCGAUACCGCUGAAUCCGGAAAGACCCUGGCUGGCCGCCGACGGGGCAACAGCGUCGCUCAGCCGCCGCCUCUCGCCAGCGACCCGGACUCUCUCAAUACCUAUACGGGCGUGCUUCAGAAGCGACGGCGGAAGCGCCAUCAGGGCUGGGCGCGUCGCUUCUUCUCCCUCGACUACACCUCGUCGACCUUGUCUUACUACCACGAUCGCAACUCUGCCGCGCUUCGCGGGUCCAUCCCCUUGUCGCUAGCCGCGGUUGCGUGCAACGAGAAGUCGCGCGAGAUUUCCAUCGACUCCGGCACCGAAGUCUGGCACCUUCGCGCCAACAAUGACCAGGAAUUCAUCGCUUGGAAGCGGGCGCUGGAGCGGGCCUCCGCCCCGUCUUCCAAGACUCCUGCCACCGCUACCGACGACACCACCCUGCCGUCCGAACCCCUGUUACGCGUGCCCUCCCAACGUGUCGUCCCGAACGCCGUUGAGGAACGGGAAUGGGAACGAGUCGAGAGCCUCGUGAGCAAGGUAUCCGGGUCGCGCGAUGCUGUCCGGCGCCUGGCCAAGGACACCGAUCCCAAGUACCUGGGCGGCAAUGUCGCGGAGAAACCGUGCGGUCGCUCGCCCAGCCCGCAUCGCACGCCCACGGAUCUGAAUGGAGACGAGUCUGGGGACGCCAAACGCCCGUUCUGGAAGCGCAAGAAUAGUACGGCCACGCAGCCCGGCGUCAAGCGCACCACCACCAUGGCCUCCAUGUCUUCGCAGCUGGCCGUUCCGGGCGCUUUUGAGACUGCGUCUCUGGCGGGCGAUCGCAAGCCCAGCAGCAUCGCCAGCCCCCCGGAUCCCAUGGAGGAGGUCCAUGAACAUCUCAUGGCCGUGUUGCGUGACCUGGACCAGGUCGUCAGCGAGUUCUCAACCCUCAUCUCCGAAAGCAAGCAGCGACGACACCCUCCGGGCGCGACCGUGCAGGUGCGGCGCAGCUUCGAGUCCGACGUGUCCCAGGAAUUUUUCGAUGCAGAUGACGGCAAUGCGCUUCUCACAAUCAAGGGCGACAGCGAGGACGAGGCAGCGGCCGACAACGCCUCCGACCACACCGUAUGGGACUCGAAACCCAAGGCAGAAGAAGAACCUAUGGCCGACGAUGCUCCCUCUGACAGUGAGGAUGAGGCUGACGAGACGCCUGCUGGACACGAUCAAUUCUCGCCGCUCUUCCCCGGCCGACCCAAAACGCUCACGCCGCUCCCACUCAGUCCCGUGAAGCGUCGUGCCAACAUCACGGCGCCGACGGUCAUGCCGCCCAGUCUGAUUGGCUUCCUCCGUAAGAACGUUGGCAAGGACCUGUCGCAAAUCUCCAUGCCCGUUUCCUCCAACGAGCCCCUGUCGCUGCUCCAGCGCGCCGCCGAAGUUCUGGAGUACUCCACUCUGCUCGACCGCGCCGCCAGCGCCUCCGACCCCGUUGAACGCCUCAUGUACGUGACCGCAUUUGCCCUUUCUCCCAUCUCCAGCAACCGGAUCCGUGAGCGCGCCAUUCGCAAACCGUUCAACCCCAUGCUCGGCGAGACCUACGAGCUCGUCCGUGAAGACCUUGGCUUCCGGUUUAUCGCCGAGAAGGUUUCGCAUCGCCCUGUCCAGCUUGCCUACCAAGCCGACAGCAAAGACUGGAGCCUCACGCAAUCCCCCAUGCCGACGCAGAAAUUCUGGGGUAAAUCCGCCGAAAUUAUCACCGAAGGCAAGAUGCGCCUGACCCUCCACACCACCGGCGAACAUUUCAGCUGGUCCCAGGCCACCUCGUUCCUACGCAACAUCAUCGCCGGCGAGAAAUACGUCGAACCCGUCGGCGAAAUGGUCGUGAUGAACGAAACCACCGGCCACCGCUCCCUCACCACCUUCAAAGCCGGCGGCAUGUUCUCCGGCCGCAGCGAAGAAGUCACCACCAAAUCCACGGACCCCUCCGGCCGUGACCUGCCCCUCGGUCUCACCGGCACCUGGACCUCCUCCCUCGACCUCACUAAGAACGGCAACCCUUCGGGAACCAUCUGGAGUGCCGGACCCCUGGUCCCCAACGCGCCCAAACACUACGGUCUCACAGCCUUCGCGGCGACCUUGAACGAGGUCACCUCUAUCGAGGACGGCAAACUCCCCGUCACCGACUCACGACUCCGUCCGGACCAGCGCGCCCUCGAAGACGGCGACGUCGACCAAGCCGAAGCAGUCAAGGUCCAGUUGGAAGAAGGCCAACGCGCGCGUCGUCGCGAGAUGGAAGCCGCAGGCGAGUCCUGGACACCGCGAUGGUUCACACCCGUAGAUGACGCAUCGGGAGAUGCAUCCGUGUGGCGACUGAAGUCUGGGAAGGAUGGAUACUGGGAGGAACGGAGUAAGGCCGCCUGGACGGGCGUGGUGCCGGUUUUUACGAAGUAA